Messenger RNA from Actinia tenebrosa (Australian red waratah sea anemone), 2387 nucleotides. RefSeq lists its product as uncharacterized. The record is from RefSeq and is a predicted model, not a curated record. NCBI's taxonomy places the organism in Eukaryota, Metazoa, Cnidaria, Anthozoa, Actiniaria, Actiniidae.
GGAAAGACAGACUUUGAGGGCGCGAACCCUAAAAUGAAGUUAUUUACACUUCCGGCUGACGUCGCCGUCGCAGAACUUGAAAAUCUUAAGGUCGCUGUUGACUCAUAGUCCAUUCGGGCUCAAGGACUAUUGCUAACUCGUUUACAGGUCAUACGAUGCCUUUUAUAUGUCAAAACUGUAAGUGACAACCCUCAUGACAUUUACAACAGCUUUUACGGGUAAAUAGAAGCUUGAUCAUCCUUGUAUCAACAUUAUCAAUGCAUGGUUAACGACCCGAACACCGUAUUCAUUCACGCAUUGACAAACAAGCAAUAAUUUUCAAGGUUUUAAAAGCAUACGCCUUUUAAAGAAAGUAAGCAUAAGCAAAACUAGAUCUAUGAAUUAAAGUUGUUGAAGUUGUUGGUUCUAAGGGCGUCUCCCACGAGUAUUUAUGAUACACUUGUCAUCCCACACGGCAUCGCAUGUCUGAGAUCACGACUUUAAAUUAAAUGGCUAUCAAUCUAUACAACAUCAGGAAUAGCCAUUAGCUAGCUAAGGAAGAAAGUCAGCAUCGACCUAAUUUUUUGCUACUCAAACUAAGGUUCAAAGAUGGGGGCUUUACUCUUAUUAUCCCUCACUAUCCUGAUUACUAGAGCUCAUUCAAACCCAUGGAUUUUCCAAGAGAUCAAACCACUGACCGAAGCCGACGCGGUUAAAAAGUCCACUAUCCCGGAUGCACCAGUCAAAGAUGCCGACCCAGCAACACCUACCAUACAUAUCAAACAGGACAUCAGAGAUGACAUUCUAGGAAAGAACAAAAGUAGCACAAAGUUCAAAGAAGGGGUAAAAAAGCUGCUGGAUUUUUUAGAGGCAGGGCCGGAAGCGGUCGGAGAUGCUCCCGACAAAGAGACCACUUCGCCAUCAGUACUUAACAGUCAUGAAGAUGCUGCUAAAAACAAUAGCAAAAAUGAUAAUCAACUUUUAAAACAAAAUAAUCAGUCGUUGUCGUACAAGCAAGAAAAGCAGUCAGGAAGCAGCCAAAUGAAUGGAGUGAAUUCGAAAGAUCUUAACAGCUUUGCUACUGGCGGUAAUUUAGACAACCAUGAGAAAGAGGCGAAUUCGAAUUUCGUGAACCAACAAAGGGAGCCACCAGCUAUUCCAAUGAGAAGUGAAAUAAAUGGUAAUGGAGUAGUUCCUAUUCAAGCACCAGAAUCUCUGGACAAACAUCUUAACAGCGUUGCUGCUGGCGACCAUUUAAGUUCGUUCAAUAAAGACAGCCAUGAUGACAAACCUCUUAAAGAAUCGAAUUUUGUGACCCAACAGAAAGAACCGCCGGCCAUAGCAAUGAGAAGUAAAAUUAAUGGCAAUGGAAUGCUUCCUAUUCACGCGACUAUGUCUCUGUUACGUGAUGGGAUAGCAGACAAAGAUCCUUCUGUACUUGUCACAGCACCUCGGAUGGGUAGUAAUUUGGUAGCAAAGAGUCAAAUACCGUAUACAACAACGCCAUAUCAAUCGACGCAGCUACUUCAAAACAACGCCAUCGUAAGAAGUAGGAAUCCCACUCCUGCUAAUUUACAACAUCUGAAGUAUAAUCCCUACUCAGCGCUAUAUCAACGAUCGUCAUUUCCUCAUUACUAUGGCAACUAUGGAUUGACACAUCCAAAUACCAUGGCAACGCCAGCCUACAGAUAUCCUUAUAAUCAAAGGAGGAUGUUACCACUUAAGGCUAACAGCUUUAAUACAGCUUUAAGAUCCAAUGCUAGACUUCCAUUUUAUAGGACUGCAACACCAGCUUACAAUCCACAAUUACAAUUACAUUAUGCCAAAACUUUUGUCCCUCGGCGGCGUCUGGCAAUGAUUCCUCAAAGGGCUUCAAUGUCAUCAUUCCUUUCUAGAAGAUCCAACAUUCCAACCUUCCGAAAUUUUCAAAUCUCACAUCCUUAUCAUGUAAACCCAGUAUUACCAAAGUGGAAUCUAUUGGGAAGAAACACCAUUUUUCAACCAGCUUCAAGACCAAGAGGUUUGAAGUAUCGACGCUUGGCUGUCAGUGAUCGAGGACACUCCUACAAUGGACUGUCGUCGCCGCGAGACAAAGUAACGCAAAAAACCCCAUUGCCACUACCUUUAGCCUCAAUAAUGACAGCGGCACGAAUCGUUGUACCGGCGCAACCACAUACCCUGAAUGGAGCUUUUAAGUCAAACGUGGAAACACUGCCGUCCGGAGACCCCGGCGAAGAAAAAGUUGCUCGUGCAGUCUGAGAAUAAAGAACACGACCUAAUCACCGACUCCUGCUUUUGGAAAACAAUUGCAGGAUACCUGUGGCAACAAAAUUAGGAAAUACUCAAUAUGGUGGAUUAUUUGGGUUAAAGUGCACAUGAACCCUUCGACAAUACUUUCAGUACUGAUU